Messenger RNA from Candoia aspera, 1962 nucleotides. It is a transcript of the gene FBXO24, whose product is annotated as F-box protein 24. Gene Ontology annotation, molecular function: protein binding. The transcript has 10 exons. The record is from RefSeq and is a predicted model, not a curated record. Bases 40 to 1827 code for a protein of 595 amino acids. NCBI's taxonomy places the organism in Eukaryota, Metazoa, Chordata, Lepidosauria, Squamata, Candoiidae.
CUCACACCCACCGCACAGUCCUCGGCUGGGCGGGCAGACAUGAGCGACAGGCGCAUCACCCGAAAAUUCAGGAGGAGAAAGCCCCAGCGCUUCUCCCACAUCUCUAGCACUGAAGAGCCACCUGGACAGCCCAAGAAGAAGCGGCGCAGCUCAUCGACCGAGACCACGGAGGAUAAGAACACCAGAGGAGAUUCCGCCUCUAUCCAGAUCUUCCCUCCUGAACUGCUGUACUGCAUCAUCUCCUUCCUGCCAGUAAGGGACUUGGUGGCCCUCGGCCAGACCUGCCGGUAUUUCUAUGAAGUUUGCGACAGCGAGGGGGUCUGGCAGCGGAUCUGUCGCCGUCUCUCCCCUCGGCUGCGGGAUGAGAAUUCGGGUGGCAGCCGGCCGUGGAAGAGAUCGGCCAUCCUCAACUACACCAAGGGCUUGUACUUCCAGAUGUUCAGCGGCCGGCGGCAUUUCGUCAGCAAGACGGUUGCCCCUCUCCUCUCGCACGGCUACCGGAAGUUCUUGCCCACCAAGGACCACGUCUUCAUCUUGGACUACAACGGCACUCUCUUCUUCCUCAAGAACGCCCUGGUCUCCUCCACCAUGGGCCAUAUCCAGUGGCGCCGGGCCUGCCGCUACAUGGUGCUGUGCCGCAGCGCAAAGGACUUUGCCACAGACCCCCGGAAUGACACGGUGUACCGCAAGUACCUGUACGUGCUGGCCACCCGGGAACAGCCAGUCACCACUGCUCUGGGGCGCACUGAGGGCUCUGGCCCAGCAACCAGCAGCCGCCUCUGUGACUGCGUGGAGGUGUAUCUGCAAUCCAGCGGCCAGCGGGUGUUCAAGAUGACCUUCCACUUCUCCAUGAAGUUCAGGCAGAUUGUGCUGGUGGGACAAGAGACAGAAAGGUCUCUCUUGCUCCUGACAGAGGAAGGAAAGAUCUACAGCUUGGUGGUGAAUGAGACGCAGCUAGAUCAGCCCCGUUCCUACACAGUGCAGUUGGCGCUUCGGAAAGUGUCCAAGUGUCUUCCACACAUCUCCAUCCGUAACAUGCAUUCCAACCAGAGCAGUGCCGUCUACCUGACAGAUGAGGGCACCGUGUACUUCGAGGUCCACUCACCUGGUGUUUACCGUGAUCUCUUUGGCACCCUGCAUGCGUUCGACCCGCUUGAUCAGCAGAUGCCCCUGGCCCUUUCUCUCCCAGCUAAGGUGCUCAGCUGCGCCCUUGGUUACAACCACCUGGGUCUGGUUGAUGAAUUUGGACGGAUUUUCAUGCAAGGAAAUAACCGUUACGGUCAGCUGGGAACAGGGGACAAGAUAGACCGUGGAGAGCCUGCCCAGGUGCACUAUCUCAAAUGGCCCAUAGACCUGUGGUGCGGUCUCAACCACACCCUGGUGCUGAGCCAGAGCGGGGACUUCAGCAAGGACCUGAUGGGCUGCGGCUGUGGAGCAGGGGGGCGUCUGCCGGGAUGGCCAAAGGGCAGCGCCUCUUUUGUCCGGCUGCAGAUCAAGGUGCCACCGUGUGCCCGCCGUAUCUGCUCCACCCGUGAGUGCCUCUACAUGCUGUCCAGCCACGACAUUGAGGAGGUGCCCGCCUACCGGGAGUUGCCUGCCAGCAAGGCGGGUAUGCCCCCCAGCGACACAGACGCUCUGGCUGCGCGCACGUGUGAAGAGUACCUAAGCCAGUUGCACAAAUGCCCAACGCUGGAGGGGCGCAUGGCCAAAAUGAAGGAAGCCGUUGGUAGCAUGCCUCUCAUGACGUUCCAGAAGGAUUUCUUCUGGGAGGCUCUGGACAUGAUCCAGAGGGCAGCGGAACUCCGGGACACCCCUGCUUCCAGCUAGCUCGCCGAUCGUGGCUCCCUCACCCCAUUCCUCCUGUCCCCGAUAUCCCUCCCUUAUACGCAUCAUGGAUCAUGAUUCACAGAUAGAGAAGACUUCACACUGAACAAUUGGGAAUAAAUAAACCACAAGCACAGA